Gongylonema pulchrum is the source of this 162-nucleotide messenger RNA. The record is from the annotation of a GenBank genome assembly. NCBI's taxonomy places the organism in Eukaryota, Metazoa, Nematoda, Chromadorea, Rhabditida, Gongylonematidae.
UUCGAAAUGUUAAUGGCACGUUACAACGAGGCUCAGGUGAAUGGCAAUUAUACGCCGAACACAACACCAACCACGUCACAGCGUAUCGGGCGACCCCUCCGUCGGCCUCAGAUGCCGAUCAAGCCACGCUUUACACCGAGAUGCGAAAGACCAUCUGUUUAA